Phodopus roborovskii (desert hamster) is the source of this 2838-nucleotide messenger RNA. It is a transcript of the gene Bard1, whose product is annotated as BRCA1 associated RING domain 1. The transcript is spliced from 11 exons. The coding region runs from base 128 to 2401 and encodes 757 amino acids. Gene Ontology annotation, molecular function: protein binding. Lineage: Eukaryota; Metazoa; Chordata; Mammalia; Rodentia; Cricetidae. The record is from RefSeq and is a predicted model, not a curated record.
GCGUUUCGGCUGUCCCGCUCCAGGCGUCCCUCCUUGCUCUGAAACUCCGCUGCCGGCGGGAUCCGGCGGUGACCAGCGGGGUGCGACACCCGAGCGAGCCUGGCCUCCCGCCCCCCUCCCCCAGGGGAUGCCGCGCAGGCCGCCCGCGGUCCGCUCCGGGAACAAGCCUUGUCCCGCGCCCGCCAUGGAGCCGGCCGACGGCGGGCCCUGGGCCCACAGCCGCGCGGCGCUCGCCCGCCUGGAGAGGCUGCUGCGCUGCUCCCGCUGCACUAAUAUUCUGAAGGAGCCAGUAUGCUUAGGAGGCUGUGAGCACAUCUUCUGUAGUGUUUGUAUAAGUGACUGUGUUGGAUCAGGAUGUCCAGUGUGUUACACACCGGCCUGGAUCCUAGACCUCAAGAUAAACAGACAAUUGGACAGCAUGAUCCAGCUUUAUAGGAAACUUCAGAAUUUGCUACAUGACAAUAAACUUUCAGACCCAAAAGACAACACAUCUAGGACAGGUUCAUUUGGUGAUGCACAAAGCAAGAAGAAUUCAAUAAAAAUGUGGUUUAGUCCUCGAAGUAAGAAGGUUAGAUAUGUUGUGAAUAAAGCCUCAGUACCAACCCAGCCUGAAAGCGCAAAGGAUGACAAAGCCCAGGAAGCCUCCACAUAUGAAUUUAUUUCCACAAGCCCCCCUGAAGUUGUUUCUAAGAGGAAUAAGACAGCUUCUAGAACAUCUGCAAAAAAGCAGCGGAAGAAAUCCUCAGCUGAGAUCAACCAGGAGGGGAAGUCAAGGCCAGAAACAGAAGAUAGGUUUGAUUCCACAGAGGGACUGAAGGAGGAGAGGCUAGUCUCCUGUAACCAAACACUAUUUAUGGAAAGUCCACAGGUAAAUGGUGAAAUAGACUUACUAGCUAGUGGUUCUGUCAUAGAAUCUGAAUGUUCUGGAAGAUUGACUGAAGUCUCUUUACCACUGGCUGAGCAUAUAGUGUCUCCAGGCACUGUGAGUAAUAGUGAAGAGACUCCUGAGAAGAAGGCCUGUGAUAAAGAUCUUUGUUCAGUAGGAUGUAAUGGAAAUCACAAAGAUUGUAGCAGGUCUCCCAAUCCUACUUCUAAGAAAUGUGAGAGCAACAUUGGGAGCCUUAGCAGAGAUGUCAUUAAACCAAGAGUGCUUGCAGAAAAUAUAUGUUCUUCACUGCCUUCAGAGAAACUUCAAGUUGAUGUCAUACUCAUAUCAGAUAACUCCCUUAGCCUUUCACCAGGCACACCCCCACCUCUGCUGAAUAAUUCAACUCACAGACAAAUGAUGUCAAAGCCCUCCACAGUGAAGCUGUCACCCGGUAAUGCGGCCAGGAAAAGAAAUCACAGAGGAGAGACUCUGCUUCAUAUUGCUUCUAUUAAGGGUGAUAUAUCUUCUGUUGAAUACCUCUUGCAAAAUGGAAACGACCCCAAUGUUAAAGACCAUGCUGGAUGGACACCGUUGCAUGAAGCCUGCAGUCAUGGGCACCUAAAGGUAGUGGAAUUGCUGCUCCAGCAUAAUGCUUUGGUGAACACCACAGGCUAUCAGAAUGAUACACCACUGCAUGAUGCGGCCAAGAACGGCCAUGUGGACAUCGUCAGGGUGUUACUGUCCUAUGGCGCCUCCAGGAAUGCUGUUAACAUAUUUGGUGUACGGCCUGUGGAUUAUACAGACAAUGAAAAUAUAAGAUCAUUAUUGCUGCUACCGGAGAAGAAUGAAUCAUCCUCAACUAGCAAGUGCUCAGUCGUGACUGCUGAACAGCGAAGGAAUGGGCCACUGGUUCUUAUAGGCAGUGGGCUUUCUUCCCAACAGCAGAAAAUGCUCAGCAAACUUGAGACAGUUCUCAAGGCUAAAAGAUGUGCUGAGUUUGAUAGUACAGUAACUCAUGUCAUUGUUCCUGAUGAUGAAGCUCAAAGUACUCUGAAGUGUAUGCUCGGAAUUCUCAAUGGGUGUUGGAUCCUGAAGUUUGACUGGGUGAAAGCUUGUUUGCGCAGCAAAGUCCGUGAACAGGAAGAAAAGUACGAAGUUCCUGGAGGUCCGCAGAAGAGCAGGCUCAACAGAGAGCAGCUGUUGCCAAAGCUGUUUGAUGGAUGCUACUUCUUUUUGGGGGGAACCUUUAAACAUCAUCCAAAAGAUGACCUCCUCAAGCUCAUUGCUGCAGCAGGAGGCAAGGUGCUCAAUAGAAAGCCCAAGCCAGACAGUGAUGUGACUCAGACCAUCAACACUGUUGCAUACCAUGCCAACCCUGACUCUGAUCAGCGUUUCUGUACACAGUACAUCGUCUAUGAAGAUCUGUUUAAUUGUCGCCCGGAAAGGGUCCGGCAGGGCAAAGUCUGGAUGGCUCCUUCCACCUGGCUUAUCAGCUGUGUAAUGGCCUUUGAAUUGCUUCCUCUUGACAGCUGAGUGUCAUACAGUGAUCAUUUUAAGUUAACACAUGAGAACGAAGCCAUUGUGAUGUCUUUGAUCAUUCACAUUUUUAUGUUUAGGUAGAGACACUUAUAUUUUCCCCCUUUGAAUUACAAAAUAAAACAAUUGGUGUUAGAUGGGGAAUUGAUUUAGAUGCCUAAAUUGCUUUUAGAAUUUUUUUUAGUUCUCUUGAGGUUGGGGCUGUAACUCAGUGGUAGAUUCUUCAUGAACCGUGCUUGAGGCUUGGGGUUCCACGCUGGGAACUGGAACGAAGUUUUUGGUUUAUAAGUGGCCUGUCAUUUUUGAUUGAUCAUGUCUUUCAGUUUUAUCAGCAUUUACCAAAGACAAGUGAGAUGACAUCAGAACUACUUGUUAAAUCUAUAAGUGGUCUAUCACUAAUUUAGCAUCUUUUAGUAAACAAUAUCAUCAGAUGA